Messenger RNA from Naumovozyma dairenensis CBS 421, 1668 nucleotides. RefSeq names its product Dit1p (gene DIT1). The transcript has a single exon. Bases 1 to 1668 code for a protein of 555 amino acids. The record is from RefSeq and is a predicted model, not a curated record. NCBI's taxonomy places the organism in Eukaryota, Fungi, Ascomycota, Saccharomycetes, Saccharomycetales, Saccharomycetaceae.
AUGACGAUCUCUGAAGACGUUUGUAAUAAAUCUGAAAUUUUGGCUUCAGCUCACAAUAAAGCAGAGCACAAAGCUGAUCUGCAAGUUGCGAACACCAAUGCAGCUGCUGGUGAAGCUGACUUAUCGACGUAUGGUAAAUUUAUAGCUCUCUAUUCUAGAGACUCUCAAACUAAUCAACUGUAUUGUAUCCAAGAAAAAGGUCGCUCUCAAAUUGCCUUUUAUUGGAGUCAAUUUGUAGAUGAUUUGUAUGCUGCUGAAACAAGACUUGGUAGCCAAUCAGGUAAAGUUAUUGAGUAUAUCAUUCCUCAAGAGAUCGCAGAUAAAUGGACUAACGGCUUAGGUUUACCAGUUAAAAUCUCUGAGUAUCAAAAGGAUAAUGAAAUUCAAACAAGAGGGUGUGUUACGGCUAUUGGGAAAGAAAACUCCUUCAAUGACUGGUUUAUUUUCCAUAUUUUAGAUCACGCAAGAUUACAAAACAAUGAUAAGCUAAUUGUAGAAAAUAAGUCUGGACCCAAAUACGAUGAAGCGUUUGCUGAAUUUUUCGCUGCUAAUCUGAAAAAUGCUGUUAAAGAUGAUCAAUGGGAAGUGAAUGGUCGUGAUUAUUUCUUAAACAAGGUUCGAUAUUUUACUGAUCGGAUGUUGAAAAUCGAAUGUGUUUUACCUGCAUUCCCAUGUAAAUCUUCAAAUGGUGAUAAAGUCCAUAGUACCGUUCCCGAUAAAGGUGAAGAGUUAGCUUUAAGAAGAUUGAUUAAAGCUGCUGAACAAUUUUCUGAAAUAUAUCCUCCUGGACUUAAAUUUUGGAUUGUCAGUGAUGGUCAUGUCUUUUCUGAUUGUAUUGGUGUUGAUGACGAUAUUGUCACACACUAUACUCAUAAAUUACACGAACUGUAUGCCAAUAUUGCUACUCCCGGGACAGAUUAUAUUGGAUUCUGUGGGUUAAAUGAUAUUUUCUUCGAUGGAGUUACCCAAGAGUUAUUUAAUUCCAAAUGGGUUGAAGAUGUUAAAAUAGAACAUUAUACAGGCAGCAAAAUAUGCCCAACUUCUGAUUUAUCUAGGCAAAUCUUAAUGAAAGCAUGUGAUACCGACGACGGUCAUUUAAGAAGAGAUAUAGCUACGGACGGACAUCCAAGAUUACAUCUGUAUAGAGGGUUUUCAAGAUUCAUGAUGGAGGAUUUGAAGAUGUUAUCCCAUUUCAAAGACUCAUCAAGAAAGGGAUUCAAAAAGACUAUUUCGAAAAUUGCUUUCAAUAUGAUUAGAAGAAAUGAUGCUUAUUCUAACUUGGUCGAAUUGAUUUUUCCGCAUCAUAUGAGACUUUCCAUUCAUGCACAUACUAAUUCAGGCCCCAAAUUUGGUAUUAAAGUAAUCUCUAGCGAUCAAUGUAAAAUUAUUAAGACUUUUGAUGGGUUCGAAGAAGAACCUAAAUUUGAAGAUUUAUUACAUAUUCCAACCCCAUGGCACAAUUGUGUUGUCAAAGUGAAGGGGUCAGAGUCGACAAGAGCUCAAUUUUAUUUGACUAAAUCCAAAGUUAUUAAAGAGGCAAUGGAUAAUGGAAUGUUUGAUGGUGGUUGGAAGGGUACAGUUUUUGAAAAAGGUGAAGGUGGUCAUUUUGUUGUACAAAGACGACCAUCACCUGAUGAUACUAGUACUACUAAUGAAACUAAUGAGUAA